AUGGAUGAUAAAUUUUUCGAUGAAACAAAUGUAUUCAAUGAUCUAUGGUGUACAAUAACUAAUAAUGGUUUAAAAUCUAUAGAAAAGUUUUCUGAUGAUAAAAAGUGGCCGGUCUUACUUCAAGCGUUAUGUGAAUAUUAUCGUCCAAAAUUAUUUGAAUUAUUGAAAAAAAAUAAAAUCACCGAUAAAGGAAAUUUGUAUGAAUUAGCAUUAGAUAAUGUUGCGAAAUAUGGCUGGUCACAAGGGUUACAAGCAGUUCAAAAGAGAAUAAUACCGAAAUAUUUUAGAAUAUUACUAGAGAAUAUUCCUGUAUCUAAAGAUACAUCUGGAAAACCAGUUCAACCGAAAGUAGAAGCUCCAACAUCGGUAAGCGAGCAAUCAUGUAUGUUUGGUGAAAAUACUCAGAUUUCAUGGAAGUUCAGUGGCAUCGGGAAGCUACGUGUAACAUGGUUCUUCAAUGAUCAACCACUUUCAACUGACAAUCGCUUGCAAGUAACGGAGACUGAUGAUGGAACAUCGAUACUAACAAUUCGUCAAGUUGAACUUGGUGAUCAAGGUGUCUAUACUACUAGAGCAACCAAUGCUUUUGGUGUAGCUGAAGGUCAGACAACAUUAAAGAUUGAUUGUAUCAAACCUGUCAUCAACGCUGAUCUCAAUAGUGCACUGAAAGUCACAAAAGGUGAAACCAUGGCACUAAAAAUCGUCUCCAGUGGAACACCAAAGCCUGACAUUGUCUGGAUGAAAGACGACAAUGAACUUACACCAAAUGAUCGCAUUCAAGUGACAACAUCGGAUGGUAACGAUGACAAAUACACAAUGGCUAUCUUGAAUGUACAACCAGGAGAUCAAGGUGAAUAUUCAGCCAAGAUUUUCAACGUUGGUGGAUCACUUGAAUCCAAUAAGUGUAAAGUCACUGUUUCGAAAUCACCAGUGUUCGUUGUUAAACCGACAGCACAAAAAGUAAAGCAAGGUGAAACAGCAGUAUUCGUGACAAAGAUUGAUGGAUACCCAACACCGACUAUAACAUGGCUUCUUAAUGGAAAACCAUUGACAGCGAAAGAAGGUGUUCAAGUGCAGUUCGAUGCUACCACUGAUGAAGCCAAGUUGUCCAUUCCGAACAUCGAUCUACAACAACAUGCAGGUUCGAUUACAUGUCGUCUCGAGAAUCCAUAUGGCUGUCAAGAAGAAACUGUUCAACUUGCUGUUCUUGCUGCACCAAUAAUCACCACACAGUUGCCCAAAGAACAAGAAAUUAUGAGUGGAGAAGAUGUCACAUUGAAAGUGGUUGUUCGAGGAUCACCACAACCGUCUGCUCAAUGGUGUGUACAAGGUGAUAGCAAAGAAUAA
Rotaria sordida is the source of this 1347-nucleotide messenger RNA. The record is from the annotation of a GenBank genome assembly. NCBI's taxonomy places the organism in Eukaryota, Metazoa, Rotifera, Eurotatoria, Philodinida, Philodinidae.